This is a messenger RNA of Eptesicus fuscus (big brown bat), 1395 nucleotides long. It is a transcript of the gene GDF6, whose product is annotated as growth differentiation factor 6. The transcript is spliced from 2 exons. Gene Ontology annotation, molecular function: cytokine activity; growth factor activity. Gene Ontology annotation, cellular component: extracellular region. The record is from RefSeq and is a predicted model, not a curated record. NCBI's taxonomy places the organism in Eukaryota, Metazoa, Chordata, Mammalia, Chiroptera, Vespertilionidae. Bases 1 to 1395 code for a protein of 464 amino acids. Gene Ontology annotation, biological process: BMP signaling pathway; SMAD protein signal transduction.
AUGGAUCCUCCCCGGGUUCUGCUCUCGGCCGUGUUCCUCAUCGGCUUCCUGUGGGAUUUGCCUGGUUCCCAGCAGGCGUCCAUCUCCUCUUCCUCGUCCUCUGCCGACCUGGGCUCCGCCAAGGGGAUGCGAAGCCGCAAGGAAGGGAAGAUGCCCCGGACGCCGCGAGAGAGUGCCACGGCCCGGGCGCCCCCGGAGCUGGAGCUGGAGCUGGAGCCGCAGCCGCAGCCGCGGGCGCAAGAGGAGCCGCAGCCGCCGCCGCCGCCGGCGCAGGAGCCUCCGGGCGGGAGCCCGCGCGUGGUGCCCCACGAGUACAUGCUGUCACUCUACAGGACUUACUCCAUCGCCGAGAAGCUGGGCAUCAACGCCAGCUUCUUCCAGUCUUCCAAGUCGGCCAACACGAUCACCAGCUUCGUGGACAGGGGGCUCGACGAUCUCCCGCACACCGCCCUCCGGAGACAGCAGUAUUUGUUUGAUGUGUCCACGCUCUCAGACAAAGAAGAGCUGGUGGGCGCGGAGCUGCGGCUCUUUCGCCAGGCGCCCGCGGAGCCCCGGGGGCCGCCCGCCGGGCCGCUGCGCGUGCAGCUCUCCCCGUGCCUGUCGCCCCAGCUGCUGGACGCGCGGACCCUGGACCCGCAGGGGGCGCCGCGGGCCGGCUGGGAGGUCUUCGACGUGUGGCCGGGCCUGCGCCACCGGCCGCGGGAGCAGCUGUGCUUGGAGCUGCGGGCCGCGUGGGACGCGCCGGGCGCCGGGGAGGACGCGGGGGCGCACGCGCCGGGGGCCCCCGAGCGGCGGCGGCCGCCGCCCCCGGACCUGCGGAGCCUGGGCUUCGGCCGGAGGCGGCGGCCCCCCCAGGAGCGCGCCCUGCUCGUCGUGUUCACCCGGUCCCAGCGCAAGAACCUGUUCGCCGAGAUGCGCGAGCAGCUGGACUCGGCCGAGGCGGCGGGCCCCGGCGCGGGGUCGUGGCCGCCGCCGUCGGGCGCCCCGGACGCCGGGCCUUGGCUGCCCUCGCCCGGCCGGCGGCGGCGGCGCACGGCCUUCGCCAGCCGCCACGGCAAGCGGCACGGCAAGAAGUCGAGGCUGCGCUGCAGCAAGAAGCCCCUGCACGUGAACUUCAAAGAGCUGGGGUGGGACGACUGGAUUAUCGCGCCCCUGGAGUACGAGGCCUACCACUGCGAGGGCGUGUGCGACUUCCCGCUGCGCUCGCACCUGGAGCCCACCAACCACGCCAUCAUCCAGACGCUGAUGAACUCCAUGGACCCCGGCUCCACCCCGCCCAGCUGCUGCGUGCCCACCAAAUUGACUCCCAUCAGCAUCCUGUACAUCGACGCGGGCAACAACGUGGUCUACAAGCAAUACGAAGACAUGGUGGUGGAGUCCUGCGGCUGCAGGUAG